Agrilus planipennis (emerald ash borer) is the source of this 1214-nucleotide messenger RNA. It is a transcript of the gene wmd, whose product is annotated as serine-threonine kinase receptor-associated protein. Gene Ontology annotation, biological process: spliceosomal snRNP assembly. Lineage: Eukaryota; Metazoa; Arthropoda; Insecta; Coleoptera; Buprestidae. Gene Ontology annotation, cellular component: SMN complex. The transcript is spliced from 5 exons. The record is from RefSeq and is a predicted model, not a curated record. Bases 68 to 1051 code for a protein of 327 amino acids. Gene Ontology annotation, molecular function: protein binding; RNA binding.
UCAACUUCAGUUCAAUUUGUGGACUCGUGUAAGUUGUGCGGAUGAUUUUGUGUUGUGUAAAUAAAGAAUGGCGAAUCUGCGACAAACACCUUUAACUUGCAGUGGUCAUACUCGUCCAGUGGUUCAUUUAGAUUUUAGUGGAAUUACAGAGAGCGGUUACUUUUUAAUUUCAGCUUGCAAAGAUGGAAAACCAAUGUUACGUCAAGGAGACACAGGCGAUUGGGUUGGUACGUUUGAGGGACACAAAGGGGCUGUUUGGGGGGUGGCUUUGAAUAAAGAAGCAACGAGGGCUGCUAGUGGAGCGGCAGAUUUUACGGGAAAAGUUUGGGACGCAAUCACUGGCGAAGAAUUACAUUCAUUCCAACACAAUCAUAUUGUUAAGAGCGUUAACUUUUCCAAAGACAGUCAUAAACUUGUAACUGGGAGCAAUGAGAAACUGGUAAAAAUCUUUGAUCUCAACAAACCUGAUGCAAAUCCUGCAGUGUUUAGUGGACACACGUCUGGAAUAAGGCAUGCAUUGUUUUUCAGGGAUGAUGCCCAACUUGUGUCGUGUGCUGACGAUAAAACGUUGAGGGUGUGGGAUCGAGCAUCUGGAAAGGAGGUGCAGAAGAUCGACUUUUCAUCUAUCCCAAAUAGUUUGGAGGUGUCUAGGGAUGGCACGGUAAUAACAGUGUCUCAUGGUAAUAUAGUGACGUUCUUAGAUUCGCUUUCAUUAAAUAUGAUAAGGGAGUAUCCUCUUCCAACCACUGUUAAUUCUGCCUCCUUACAUCCGGAUAAAAGCAUCUUCGUGGCUGGUGGAGAUGAUUUCAAAAUGUACAAGUUUGAUUAUACAACAGGCACCGAAAUUGAGUCUUUUAAAGGUCAUUUUGGUCCGGUACAUUGCGUAAGGUUUUCCCCUGACGGUGAGUUGUACGCUUCCGGAUCCGAAGAUGGCACUUUGAGACUUUGGCAAACUACAGUGGGUAAAACAUACGGAUUAUGGAAAUGUAUUGAUACCCAGCAACUAAACCACGAACCCCUUUCCCCACCUAAGGAAGUUCCUGCGAGUUAAACUGGACGGAAUCGUUAUUUUUGUUUUGUUGGACUGAUUAAUUAAUAAUAUAUUUACCAAUCACGGUUUUUGGCCAGAAAAAAAUAUAACAAAAAAAUUGCGACCAGUGACAUCCCGAAGUUAUUAUUGUGAUUGUGCGAAGUAUUAAUAAAAAGCAAAAGCC